Messenger RNA from Peronospora belbahrii, 705 nucleotides. The record is from the annotation of a GenBank genome assembly. NCBI's taxonomy places the organism in Eukaryota, Oomycota, Peronosporomycetes, Peronosporales, Peronosporaceae.
AUGAUCGUGCGACGAUGGCACUUACGUUCGCAUUUCGAGUAUGAAAUAGCGUUGCUUCCUCCAUUUGUGGUACGCAACUCGUUACCCUAUAAGAUGGAAUAUCGAUUUGUCGAGUACAAGUCGAGUUCAUCGAGGGACAUGAAGGCUGAAUUCACCAAGGUAGAUACGCUAUUACGGUGCGAAAGCACACCUAAACCAUCGGAUGGUGUAUUAAGCGGAGUAGCGAAAUCAGGUCACGAUGCCGAAGUAUCCGGUGUUUCUGGAGAGUAUCCUGGUUAUUUGUCGAUUCGUUUGGUUGCCCAAAAGCAAAACACAGACAAGCAUGUGACGUCUGCGUGGUCAAAACCGCUUCUGAUGAUGAUUCACAAAGGAGUCGAGCAGUUUACGACGUCGCGAGAAAGUGUAGAAGCCGGCGUUGGCCUCCACUUCAACAUUGACCGAAUCACACUUCCUGGCUGCCCUCGACUCGUACGCUUUUCAAGCCCUUACUGGAUCGUGGACAACACGUCGCUUGCAUUUGACUAUGCGUCUACUGAGUCUGGUGCAAAGCGAAACUCGUGCAAGGCCAUGCGUGUGUGUGCACCAUUCAGUUACCCUGUCAUGACGUCGCUGCCGCAUGAUCGUCUGAGCUUAAAACCGCUUGCAAACCUCAAUCGCCGCCCAAAGCCAUGGGAAGCGCUCGGUAAUAUGCCGGAUACAGUUUAA